AUUUUGUACCGUUAAACCGUGAAAUCUAGCGAUAUGUGCGCACAAAAUAUAAGAUACUAUUAUUAUUUAAUAACAUUGUUGAUUCUCUUAGCAUUGUGUCACUCAACCGAGUCGCAAAACAAUGGCCGUUCCAGUAGACGUAGACCAACAGUGAGUAGCAUCAAAGCAAACAUCGAAGAAGUGACUGAAAAGUCUGAGGCAGCAGCAGACCAAAUAGCUCUUGCCGCUAGCCAUACGGAAAAGAAUCUGCAAAGACGCGGUGGUGCCUACGCAACUGAAGGACAAGAUUAUCCUUAUGACAAUUUGGAAAUAAACCUUGUCCGACCCGAGAGGGACCCCGUGCACACGCAAAUUACAGCCAAGUAUACGGCAAGCUUAGGUGCAGGUGGUCCCUAUGAUUCGGGGUCGCUGGAAGAUUCUGAAACCGCUGAGGAGUAUGUCGCUAAUGCAAUGAAAAUGCAACGUUAUGGUAGUCGUCUACGCGAGCCAAUACGAAUACUCUCCACGGAGAAUGCCAUUCAGGCUGGAUCCAAGACACCGUCGAAACAUGUUGAGGACCCUGGAGAUAAUGAAAGGGAGGUACCGUCAUCAGUCAAUAACAAAUAUGAAUACUACAACCCACAACAACAAAAACAACAACAAACACAACAGCAACAAAACCAACAAACGCAACCACAAUUAUCGUCUCGUCUAGAAAACAAUCACAAAGUCAUAUUAGAGAGUCAAAUACAUGCUCAGUUGCAGGCGCAGAUCCAGCAAGCACAACAGCAAGCUGAAAGCCAGCAGCAGCAACAGCAGCAACUUGGCGUGGCAGCUGAUAAUGGUCAAGCAUCGGGUCCAAAUAACGAGGUAGCACAAGUGACGGCAUCUGCUUACAAUAGAGACCCGGUUACGCGUUCCUACCAGGUGUACGAUGACAGCAUCAAUGCAUAUGAAGCAAAUAUAGGCGCUGCCGGAGGCGCUUCUGAUGGAGUUAUUGAUGGAGAUGGCGUCGAUCGGCAUUAUCGCACAAAAUAUCUCUUUCAACCAUCAUAUCAAGGUGUAAGCGUAGCGCCAGCGGAGUUAGAACCGGAGGAACUACGCAUAUCUGCUUCGACUGAAAUACCAAAAGCGGAGAUAAUGAAACAAAUCGAGAAGUCAGUCAUGAAGUACAUGAAGGAACUGGAAGCGGAGGGUAAGAUAGUCACAUCGCCACAAGAAUCGAAAUCGUACUAUAAAAUGCUUCCGGUUCCAGCUGAAGAGAAACAUAUUAGCUCGACAACAGUGCGCCCCAAAUAUCCAACUGUUACACCAGCCCACAUUUCGCUCUACGGAGCCGGUAGCGAAAGUGGUGGCGUGCCAUCACCAGCAGCGCACCGCUCAACUGCUCAGGCCAGCGUUUCUGGUUACAGCAACGCAGCUCGCCAUCACGUUCCCAAACAUCAGCUCAAGCCGGCACAACGCUAUCAGUCAGAAACUGAAGCGGCUUACCGCGCACAAGCUAACGCUGCACACCAACAGAAGUCACAUGAAACGAGCGAAGUACUUGCGCCGAAUGUCGAGUUUGUCUAUAAAAUAAAAACAAGGGCACCGCUACAAACGGCUACGGUGAAAACGAUUUCAAAACCUUAUACACUACCACUCAAAGGCGUUCUCGAUCAGUUCGAUCAUACUGCUGCGCUGAAGCACCUCGAAGAUUUCGACCUUUCGCAUGUCGUCACCACGCAGGAGCCCGAUGAGCGUCCUUCUUCAUUAAGUGCCAGUGUUACAAGUAAACCAAAUAAACUUUACUUUAAUUCUGAAAUCUACCACGACAUAAACUCAUUGCCUUUCAAAUCGGAAAAAUCUCGUACGUUAUCCGCAUCUUCUGCGGCAGCUGAAUAUCGUAAAUUAAAAGCGAGCACCGGUGAGAUGAGUGCCGACUAUAAAGGAUACUCUGGUUACUUUGCUGAACCUUCACCACCACAAGCGGAAGCAUCCGAUGAGAAAGACCCGAAUGCUGGAGCGAACGUGCAGGUUUCUGAAGAUGGCUAUCCUGUAAUGAAUCCGUAUCAGUAUGUAUUGAAGAAAGAACCACUACCAAGCAGAUAUGAGGAGCCAAGCAGCAGUUGGGUUGAGACGCACGCUAAGCCUAUUUACACAGCGCUCUCGGCAUCUCAAAAGGGCUUGGAGUAUGAUAGUUAUAGUCCGAAAUUCAAUAACAAUCCUGAGGGCUAUGGUUAUCAACACUCACACAAAGUAGAGCGUGAGCGUGAGCGCGAGCGCGAGAGAGAACCUCGUGAACCAAAUAAGUACGCAAUAAGUCGCUUGCCAAGUGGCGGCAGUAGCAAACGCGGCAAGCGCGGUGGCGGUUUGCCUUAUCCCAAUUUAAAUAAAAAGAGUCAACGCAACACAGCAGUGAAGGAUAUCGAGGCUAACUUGGCGCUGCGUCCGCCUCCGAAAAAUUAACCUGUUCGAUUUUAACAUAGACAUUUAUAUUGUUAAAAAGGCGAAACUGUAACAAGUUUGGUUGAUUCGGCUUUAGCGUAUUCGCUAUAUUUGAGUUUAAUAUUUUUUUUUCUACGACGACGUUGCAUGCCCGCCUGAGUUUAUGCACUUCCAUAUUACACAUAACAAAAUAUGCCAAUUUUCAAAUGCAAUAUUAGUUUAAGUAUUCAUAAUGCUAUUUAUAUACAUAUAUAUGUUUAAAUUCUUGUAUUUAUUUACAUGUUUAAUAAA
Ceratitis capitata (Mediterranean fruit fly) is the source of this 2697-nucleotide messenger RNA. RefSeq lists its product as uncharacterized. The transcript has 3 exons. Bases 34 to 2427 code for a protein of 797 amino acids. Lineage: Eukaryota; Metazoa; Arthropoda; Insecta; Diptera; Tephritidae. The record is from RefSeq and is a predicted model, not a curated record.